This is a messenger RNA of Pteropus alecto (black flying fox), 6094 nucleotides long. RefSeq names its product translation initiation factor IF-2. The record is from RefSeq and is a predicted model, not a curated record. NCBI's taxonomy places the organism in Eukaryota, Metazoa, Chordata, Mammalia, Chiroptera, Pteropodidae.
ACUAACGGGGAGCACCGAAGGUAGAGGGCUGGGCAGAAACCCGUCUGGCUUGCUUGCUGCCAUUCAGGCCUGGUGACUUUAGGAAGGUCACCCACUUCUGUGGGUCGCAGGGCCCCUUCUGACAAGUGUGUGUACAACAGGCACAGAUGCACGGGGCAGAACUUGUGUACGAGUAGCACAAAGAAUAGAGAGGAACACCAGAGAUUGGGGGUGUAUGCGUGUGUGCGAGUGGGUGCACGUGAGAGGACCAGAGGAAGACGGGAAAUGGGGUUCUCCAGGUGUGCCCUAAGGGGGGUGGAUGUCAGGUACGGGAGCCCCUGUGUGGGCUCCUGGGCAGGCCUCCUGAACUCCUGACCACGGCCUCCUCCUGCCAGGAAUGCGCCCUCGGUCAGCCUGACCCUCACCCGGCCACAGGCCAAAUGGACUCCCAUUGACCUCUGACCUCUGUCACCUCCCCCAGGCUAGGACAGGAGAGAGGCCCCUGUAGAAGGUGGAGGAUGGGAAAGGCAGUAAAAGGGGUGGCAGGGUGGAGGGGGCGUUUAGCGCUGGGCCAGUUCCCUUCUCUAGGCUAGUCUGGGUUGGGCUGGGUGCUCUUGGGGGUGUUGGGGCUCUAUGUCCACAUCCCCAGCACCCCGCCUGGCCUAGGUGAGGGUGCUUGCUGCCACUCCUUAGCUGUGUGUGUCCACCUCAGCUUUCUCCUCUGCGGAACGGUAGGACGGCAUCAAAGUCAGCCUCCUCGAAGCCGCCUGGAAGCAGGGGCCUUGCACAAAAGGGAUUUUCAGACUGUAAAAGAGAAAACUGGGAGGAUUCCGCUCAGAAGGGGGUGGGACGGCCGGGAUUGGCGGGGGCCCUGUGGGUCAGGGCAGUGGGAAGGGCCGGGGAGCCUCUGGGGGGGCCAGGCUGGCGGUGGAAUUUGCUCAGAACUCUCAGCAUGCACAGGCCUGCCAGGCAGGGCACUGACUCCCCACUUCGGUGCAGGGCCCCUCCCCCACCAGCACACCCCUCCCCCAACACACGUGCUGCCAAACCCUCCAUUAGUCACCCUGGCACUGACAUACAUAAAUCCCAUUAGUCACACCCGCACAAACUCGCCUGCAGAACACACCCAGGCACACCCAGACAAAGAAGUUGGCCCCCAAAGAGGCCUUGUUUGUCUUUCGCGCCUCUUCCCCAGUGCCUAGAACAGUGCAGGCGUUCAAUGAACACACGGUCAGCCUCCCCCAAAGCAGCCAUCUCCCAAAAUAACAGCCCCCACAACUGGGGAUUGACGGCCCCCCAAUAAGCAGAGACCCCCUCCAGACACUCCAAACCUCCCGUCUUCUCUGGGCACACAAGUACCAGAACCAACGCCCAGGAACGCCCUUGGCCAGCCCCUCCUCUGCCUCCCUCUGGAGGGGGCACAGCUGGCAUCCUGGCCCCCUCCCCGUGCCUGUCCUCCAACGGGUCUAGUAGGAAAACCAUUCUCCAAGGUCAGUGAAGUGCUUCAGCAGGCGGCCCUGGAGCUGAUUUAUUGGCGGUUUACUUGGAGAAAUGCUAUCGCUUAGAUUGGGGGGGUGCGGGGGGAACACGCGCGGUGGACUUUAACCUUGGCCUGAAACCGCAGGCCUUUGUUUUUGGAGGGCUUCCUGGGGCGCCGCAGUGGGGCUGGGCCGGUGGGGGAGGCACAGCUGGAAUGUAGUUCUGCCGCCUUUCAAUUCCCAGGCUGCACUACCGCUGCCUGCAGGGCGAGCGCUCAAAAUCUGGGGGGCUGGCUGGAAGGCCUCUGUCCCUCUGAAUGUGCUUCUACAAAUUCUAAGAAGGAGCCAAAGCUCCCAGAGUGAGCUUCAUAUUUUGGAGCGAGGUUCCAAACCCUCCGCCUCCCCACCCGUGUCACUGGCACAGUGAGGUCUUAAGGAGGCACCCAGGAGUGGGAGACUGCCUCCCUCUUCCGAGGCUAUUCCCACCCGAAGUCUUGAGCAAAGACUUGAGAGGUGGUGGUCCCCGAUCACUGCGUAUGGCCUGCUUGGCUGACGCAGGACACCAGUGCCCAGGCCCGUUCCCCAGCCUCUCUGGCAAAGACAGUACUGGUGACAUUAAGCUUUAUUAUUGCAAAUACACCCUCUCUGGGCACCCGUAGACUGUUCAGGUAGAAAGCGCUGCCACACCUACCAGGGUGCCAACAACGCGCCCCAAUGAUUCCUGCUUUCCCAGUGGUUCGGCUAUUUGCACCAAAGCCGGCAGCGCCACGAGGGCAGGGAGCCAGGGCCCGGCUGUGCAAAGCCCAGGGUAUUUCCGUCAUGGAGGGGAAGAUGGGCUGGCACAGGGUGGGGAACAAGAUGAGCAUCCUCGCUUCAAGCGUGGCACCUGCAAACACCCUGCUUGGUCCUCGCCUGGAAAAAUAAAAAGCCUCCUCCUCGCCUCCUGCGCGUAGAGGACUCCAAGGACGGAAUGAUGGCGUGGGAUGAAAGCAGGGUAUGCAGAGACGGGUGGCAGGCGGAGUUCUGAGAAGACGCUCUGACCCUGACCCCGGCGUCGCCCCUCGAUGGUGCAGGUGGUGCGGGAGUUGGGCUCAAGCGGGUGUCUGUGCCCCUACCCCAGCCUCACCGAGCAUUCCUAGGAGUAAGUGCCAGCCCAGCACCCUGACCCCAGGCGGCGAUCCGGUGAGGCCCAGGCCGCCUCUGGGUCUGGCGACCCCGAGGAUGGAUGUGGUGGCACCACCGACUAGGCGAGGCUGUUUCCUCUCUUCUGCGAAAGGGGAAGCGCCUGGCUUGAUUCCCCGUGCAGUCUCGGGGCCUCAGGCCGUGACCGGGAGAUCAGGGCGCACGGCACGGCCCGGGACGGGAGGCCGGCUGGGAGUCCACGCGAGGGAGCAACGGGAAGGAGGACCCAUACGGAGAUUUACGGCCGCAGCCGGCCCCCUGCGCACUGAGCGCAUCUCGGUCCUCUCCCAGCCAAAUAGUGGAGUGGAAGACCCAACCCGGGGGGGAAGAAGCCAGGGCCGGAGGCGGGGCUGAGAGGCGCAGGGAUCCGCUGGGACUGGGCCUGGAGCUCCAGCCCCAGCUCUGUCGGCCGUGCGCCCUGGUGCCAGCGGCGUGCGGGGCUCUAGCGCCGCGUCCCUGGUUUUCCUGGCGGGUCGGGGCCGCUCUGGCUGGGCUAGUGGAACCUCGGCUCCACGCCAAAUCGUGGCCGGCCCAGUCGCAGCACGGGAAUGGGCAAGUGCGGCUUUCCUGGGCUCGACCUCUCCGGGUUUUGGCGGCGCCCGAGUCGGGAGCUCCCUGGUUGCCGGACUUGGGACCUGGAUGUUGGCGCUGAAAAGACGGUGGCCAGAGCGCCCCGAGCGGGCAGCAGAGGCCGGCGAACGCCGGGUCCCUUCACGGAGAGCCUGGUGGAGCGCGGAUUCUUAGGUCUCCGCCGGGAAAAGCGGUUCCGGGCCACGGGUGGAGGUGGCUCGGGUGUCCUCGCCUGGGAAAGGAUGCAUUUUUUUUUUCCCCCUGGGGAAGGAGUAAGGGAAGAACGUGCCCACGAAGCCAGGAACCCUAGGGUUGCGGGAAGCGCCGGGUCUGGCCCUGAACAGGGGGGCUAAGCCAGCUGGACAAAGGCGCGGCCGGCUAGAGCCGGGCUCAAGGUUGUCCUGUCCUUUGGUUUUAAAACAAAGAGCAAGAAUUUUGUCAGUUGGGCUGCCUGGGAACAUACAAAAGGCCUCGGCUGUGGACAACGGCGCUGGCCUGAGCAGAUUCUCCAGAACCGCGAUUUGGGGUUGCAAUGUCCUCCCUCCAGCCGAUUUUCCGCCCAGUCAGUACAAAACGCACACAUACACUGCGUCAACACUCCUUUUGGCCUCGGCUCCCGCCGGGGAGACGAAGUAUGCGGGGGGAGGGGACGGAAGAUGGCGGCCGGACUGCGGGCGGCGCGGCUGUCACCCGCUCUUCGCUGGGCGCCGAGGCCUGGUAGUUACAUUUCAAUGUGGCCCACCAGAGCAGUGAGGGCAUCUCCCCAGACCUAGAAACCCGACGAGGGGUGCUCCAGAGACCUCGGACGAAUGGCGGGGGUCUGCGAAAGAGCGGGGCGAUGCCCACCACUUGCUUGGGAUCCGUCCCCUACCCUAAGAUGGCUCCCGGCCGCUGUUUACCCAGAGAUGGGGGCCAGCAGGGCGCUGGGCCGCGGAGGGGGCAAAGAUCAGGGCGCGCACAGGGCGGCCUGCUUCUCGGAGUGGCCCGCUCGCGCCCCCCGCACGCUGCAGUUCGGAGAACAGGCGCAGCCAGGGACUGUCCUGUCCCGCCCUGCGGCUGGGAGCUGGGAACCGGGAGCCGCCGCCUCCGCGUCUCCAAGGCCCUGCGCCCGGGCCGGGCUCCGCGGGUGCGGGUGUAACUGUGAGCAGGGAGGACGCCGCAAGGGGGCUGGGGCUCACAAAGGCCGGGGUGGGGGUGCUGGAGGAGGGGGCCUCGCCGGCCCCGAACCGCGGCCCUAAUGAAAUGCAGGCUCGGUUCGCUACGCUGACUAGGCGCACACUUGGAAAAUGCAAACGCCAUUGGCAAAUCCAGGGCAAACAGGCAGAAUUUUUAUUAGCAACUAAAUGAUUUAUGGCACAUAUACCCCGCCGUCACAAUUACGGCGUCUUGGAGCAUCCAGGGGUGAAAACAUUAAACAUUUAUAAAAAUAGGCUUUUGUUAUUUUCCACCCUGCAAACCCUUUGUAUUCCCCACCCCAGCUCUCUCGAUACGUUUUUUUUUUUUCCUUGAGCUCUAUUAAAAUAAAAACAUUCCAGAUCUAGGGCGGGGGUAACGCGGUGGGGGAUCAAGGUCUGGGCUCCAAAUAUUGGAGGACAACCAGGGGGGUGGGGAAGCAAUGGGGGCUUGGGCGUGGGAGGGUUUACUAGGAACCCACAAAGGCCUCUGGAUAAAACUCGAGGACGCUCGGCGCCCACCGGGGCUGCGCCCCCCACGCACGCCCCUUCCUCUGCCUUGGCCCCCGGCAGCCCAGCGCAGCUCAACUGCGUUUAUUUUAUUUCUGUCACCCCCCUCCCCCAAGGCACACAGACACAAUACCUCCUUUCUCUAACCCCCCUCUCCUCUCCGUCUUUGCUCCUGGCUGUCCGGGGCUGCACCGGGAGCCUCCCGCCGCCCCGUCCGCCACUGAGACCUGCGCGCCCUGCUCCAAGCGCGGACACCGCCGCCAGUUCCCCUCGGAUCCGGCUAUUUUCGUUCCUUUCUUUCCUUCUCACUCCUCCCUCCUCCCCCCGCGGAGCUCCAGCUUCCAAAAGAGGGCAGCCUAGAAACCAACGCAGGAGGCUUCAGGAAGGGCAACUUGAAACUGCCCUCAAGAGGCUCAACUUUUUUCCUCAAAUUUAUACUGGAAUUAAAUUAGACACCCCCAGUUCGCUCUCGAAGCCCACCCCAUUUUUUUCCCUAAAAGUGGAUAAAAGAAAAUAGAACCGAGUGAGCGCUAACUGGCUCAUUUUUAACCCCUCCAGAAAAGUUGCCUUGAAAACGGACUUAAAAAAAUAGAACGAGCGAUGCGAAAACGCUGAGUCCGCAGAGUGGGGCGAAAGAGCGGGCUCCUCUUGUUUUAAUUAAAAUCCAAUCACCGCGGUGGUUCUCUGAGGCAGGAUCCGCAAGGAUUGCUACCCUUCCAAGCUUUCUUUUGAGGGUACGUAAUGCCUAGCCGGGCAUGGGUCCCUGCGGGGCUGCGGAGAGAGGGUGCGGGGCCCCGAGGGCGGCCGCACCGGCUGCGUCCGCACUCCUCGCGCCCGCAGCCAAGUAGGUUGCCGCGGGCAGCUCCCGGCGACUCAACCCAGAAAGGAUUUUGCUGAAAGCGCAAAAUAAGAAGUACAAAGUCUGGGGGAUUGGGUCUCCCCUCCCCCUCCGGCCACCGCGGCCAGCCAAGCACUUUUUGGGCUUGGCUGGUGCUUCCUCUGAGCUCAACAGAUUUUUUUUUCCCGGUCUCGCCCUCCCUCGAGGGGGCGCGGCGGAUGGAAGGCGAGAGAGGCCCCCAGCCAAGAGAUUUUUAAUAUUACACUUUAAUAGGUUUCAGAAGGCCCCGUGGAGAAAUGCUAAUAGGCUGAAAUGUCAGAAUCGAGAGGGAGUCAGUUCGCGCUCAGCCGAUCUAAUCCUUUUUU